GAGACCUUGUGGAUGCAAAUAGGAAACAUACAUAAAUUUACUCAAGAAUUAUUAUUGUAAUUAACAUAUCUGCGUCGAAAGCGUAGCCAAGCAUUGUUGAAUUCAGUCAAAGUUACAGGCUAGAAUAGGUUGGCGGUGGUUGCAAAAUGCUGGGAAUGAAUUCAGAUGACCGGAAGUCUGCAUUAUCUUUCAUAUGCCCGAGAGUACCGUCUCUUGGCACGGUAAAUGGAUUUCGGCUUUCCACCAUAAAUUGCAACCUACUGGCGGACUUCGAAUCAUGUUCUCGUGGUCCUUCGAUUUCACAUCACAGUCAACCCAUGAAAGUUUUUUUGAGAAUAAGACCUUAUGCAUGCGCCAAAGACCUAUCUGAAAAAACUAUAUUAUCUUUCCCUGAUUCAUAUACAGUUGUUGCAUAUCCCCCGGAUGCAGAUUUUCGGAAGAACCAAGUCCGUAAUUUCCAGAAAAGUGCCAAUAAGUUCACUUUCAACGGAAUAUUUCAUGAAUCUGCGACUCAGAAAAAAGUUUUUGAAAAGGUAGCAGCAGAUAAAAUCCGCUCAUUCAUCGAGGGUUUGAAUGGUCUCAUUUUCGCCUAUGGAACUACUAGCUCUGGCAAAACCCAUACUCUACAAGGAUCACGAAAUGAUGCUGGUAUUGUACCACGAACCUUACAUACAAUAUUCAGUCUUGUGAAGCACAAAAGCGAUCCAUUUCUUAUGCCGAAAGACUUUUCAGAUGUAAUUAGUUUGAGCGAAGACAGGGUACAGGAGAUUUUAACGGAGAAGUCUACACUUCUGAAAUACUCUGACGGCAUUUUUGAGUCAAAUCCUCUUCCUGGUAGUGAAAAUGAACCAAUCUGUUUAGAUGAAACUUUCACAGACAUGAGGUGUUCAAGUGAUAUCCGUUACAGUUUCUGGAUUAGUUUUGUGGAGAUUUACAAUGAAACGUUCUACGAUCUUCUAGACUCUGUCCAGUGCUCUAAUAUGUUUUCUAGUCAGUCUAAUGGUUCUACAAGCAUGCGGACAACUCAGAACCAACAAAAUUUCCGGAAUAUAUUCAGUGUGAACAAUAACGCAUCACAUACAACAAACUUUACAAACCAACCACGAAGAAAACCACUGGAAUUAAGAACUGAUAAAAACGGAAAUAUUUUCGUAAAAGGUAUGAAAUGGUACCCUAUCGGUUCACCUGAAGAGGCUUUACGACUUGUUGCAGUUGGUCGUCAUUGUCAAAAAGUCGCCUCAACUCGUUUAAAUCAAGCAAGCUCAAGAUCGCAUAGUAUUUUAUCUAUAAAAGCUGUAAAAGUAGUGAAUAAAAACAAUCCAAAUUUUGCCCGAGUUAGCACGCUUAUGUUUUGUGAUUUGGCUGGAAGUGAACGUUCUGUAAAAGCGGCUACAGGUGGUCAAACAAUGCGUAUUCGUGAGGCUGGAAAUAUCAACUCAAGUCUGUUAACAUUAGGAAGGUGUAUUGAAUGUCUACGGUAUAAUCAACUGCAUCCAGAUAAUCCAAAACUAGUGCCUUAUCGUGAUUCAAAACUUACACGUUUAUUUCAAGGCUUUUUCACUGGUCAGGGAAGAGCAUGCAUGAUAGUGAAUGCAUCAACAAAUCCAGAAUUAUACGAUGAAACUUUACAUGCUCUACGCUUUGCUGCUUUAGCUAGACAAGUGAUCGUUGAAGCGAAUCCCAUGGCAGAAACUGUUGUUUUGCAUACAAAUAAAAAUGAAGUGAAAUCGAACCUCCAUCAAGAAGUUAAACACAAAAUGUUGGUGAAUAAUAAUCAGACGACUGUAGUCAAAUCUAAGGAACCGGAUACUAUUUUGGAAUCUCAGUCAACACGUUGGUCCGAAGAUGAUCUUGAAAAGACAGCUUCUUCACGAGCAGGAGAAGAAGCAGAAGAAGGAGGAGAAGAAGGAAUAAGCGACGAGAUAAACUCAACAGUUGAAUUUCAUGAAGUGUCUCCUACAGAAGCAGUCACACCGUCCAACAGUGACGGUACAGAAUUAUUGUUGGAUCAAUUCAGCAGAAAGGAACUUAUUGCAUUGGUGAAAGAUCUAUCCGAAAAAUUCUUUGAAUCAAAAGGUGAAUUAAUUGAACAAGAGGCACGUUUAAGAGCUGAAAUGUGUGAUAAUCUAAAUCAACAAAUCAUAGAUUUUGAAAAUAAGUUUGAAGAACUAUUAAAAUCUCGAGAAAAUUAUCUCUAUGAAGAGUCGAAUACACGUAUGCGCAAUAUUAUUAAUUCAGUGAAUCAACGUCAAGCAGCAGGUCAAGGUAAUCAUCCUAAACGUUUAUGCCCUGAUGAUUCAGAAGUCAGUAGUGAUGAUGAGGAUAUGUCUGAUAUAGAAAAUGAUGGUAAAGACUAUUCCAGUGUUAAUGAAAACCGUCAACAUGAAGUUCGUGACUGUUGUUCAGCACAAACAUUGAAAAUAACUCAGCUCACUAAAACACUAAAAGAUUCAGAAGAUCGUGUAGCAGAAUUAGAAAGUGAUUUAGCUGAACAAAAAGAUGUCAUUGAAAAUCUUAUGCGUGAAGUGGAUCGUUUACGUGUGGAGAGUAGACGAUUAGAGUUUACAAUUGCUCAACAACAGCAUUCAAAUACUUUAAAUAAUACUUCAUCUAAAGUAGCUGACAUAGACGAUUCCUGCAUUACUAUCAAUUUGGCAAAAUUGACGUUGCCAUCGUCAUCAUUUGUAACUAAAACGGAUCAUUUGACGGAUAAAUUCGAGUCAUUUUCAUUUCAUAAAAGUUCUACACCACAGAAAAAUGCCACAAAGAAAACUACUACAACACAUCAGGCCAAUGAUGAAGAUGAUGAUGAAGAGGAGGAGGCUCCUUUAACUGUUGUCAAAGGUACUCAUAGACUAAUGACAAAAGAAACCACUACCACCACUACCACCGCCAAACCCCCCUGUCUUACAAUUCACUCACCAAUUCUUCAUGAAAAAGCUCUUCAAAGUAUCCAUGAAGAUGAAGUGAAAAUUAUUCAUCCUAAAAAUAAAUACAUCAUCAGUGAUGCCCGAGAAAGUAGAAUCAGUGAAGGUUUACAAUCAUUUCUGGAGCAUGAAGCAAAUAUUCAAAAUCAAGAAGCACUUGAACGAUUACGACGUCAAAUUUAUGAAAUUGAAGAGAAAUUCGCUAAUAAACAUGAUGCUUUAGUUAAGAGUGAAACAGCCUUCAAUGAACUGAAAAGCCGAUAUGACGAUUUGUCACAGAGAUUUAUCACACAAGCCAGUGAUUUACAACAUUCAACUUCAGAAUUGACCAAAUUGAAACAGUUACAUCAGAAGGAAUUAGACGCCUACAAUAUUGAUGCACAAAAGCGUAUAGAUGAACUGAAGGCUGACUUGAAAACUGCACUGGAUCGUAAUGCUGAAUUAUUAUCACAUAUCCCGGAGAUUAAUAUUGCCUUACAGACAACAUUCAAUAAUGAACCGAGUAUCCUGUCCGAUUCAAUAUCUGUUCAAACUUCAAUAUAUCAAAUGAAUGAUUUAUCGAUUCAGGUUUGUCCAGUCAAUCUAGAUGUAUCAAUUCAAACAGACCAGCUCAAAUCUAUAGAAAAUUUAAAACCUAAAUUGGAUUGUAAUAAAGCCACUGCUGCUGCUUCUCGCAACAACAACAGAUAUAAGGAAGAGUUAAAUGAUGAUGAAAGUGAUAGUAUGUGUAUGACAACAUCAGAACAGCAUCAUGAUCAUAAUCCAGUUGUGAAACGCAAUCUGAGAAAUAAUAACACUACAGCCUCGCGUUUACAGCUUAAGAUAAAUCGUGGCAGAUUGACGCAUAGAUUUGGACCACCGCCUAAAGUCCCUGAUGUUCCAUCGCCAAUUGUUUCUUUAUGCCUAUCAGAUAGUGAAUUCGAGAUAAGCGGCGGUAAUUCACGUAAUCAUCAAAUGGAUAAAGAAAAUUUGAAUAGUAUUACUUGUGAUGAAACAGACAAUAGCGACGAUGAUCGUGAUGAUGAUGAUGAUGGUGUUAGCGACGAUGAUGAUGAAGUACAGAGUUGUAAAUCUGAACCUGUAGGCGGCAAUACACGUCGACAAAAUACACGUCGUAAUAAUAAUAAUAAUAAUAGUAAUGCCAAAAAGUCUGGAAAAGCUUCUACAACAACAACAGCGAGAACAACAAGACAACGGAAGAAACAAGCACAUUCAAAUGCUUCUACUGCUGCCAUACAUCGACGUCUUCCACCUUUAGCUGAAUCCACUCAACUAUUACCUGAUUCAAUGUUUCAAGAUGAACUUGAUGAGGCAUUAGAAGUAGCAGAUAUUGAAAUUAAGAAGGUGGAACAACGUAAUCUUAGACAAUUGAAUUUACGUCAAGCACCUAGACGAAGACGUUAAUAUUUUUGUUGUCUUCGCUUCUCCCCGCUUCUCUCCUCUUCUCUUCUGUUUUCGUAUCUAUAUAUAUAAUAUAAUAUAUUAUUUAUGUUCAUAAUUCAUAUUUAUUGUAUAUAACUUGUGCUUUUUUUUAAAAAAAAGAACAAUCGUCCUUUGGCUUUUUGAUCCUGGUUAGUUAUUGGUUAAUUUCUUUUCAAGGGAAAAUUUUAUGAUCCUUCCAUCCAUCCAUCCAUCCAUCCACGCACCCGCAUCCCCACCCU
Molecule: messenger RNA, 4588 nt
Organism: Trichobilharzia szidati
Lineage: Eukaryota; Metazoa; Platyhelminthes; Trematoda; Strigeidida; Schistosomatidae
Source: the annotation of a GenBank genome assembly